Messenger RNA from Periophthalmus magnuspinnatus, 407 nucleotides. It is a transcript of the gene ndufa7, whose product is annotated as NADH:ubiquinone oxidoreductase subunit A7. The coding region runs from base 66 to 395 and encodes 109 amino acids. Gene Ontology annotation, biological process: mitochondrial electron transport, NADH to ubiquinone; ATP synthesis coupled electron transport. Gene Ontology annotation, cellular component: mitochondrial inner membrane. The record is from RefSeq and is a predicted model, not a curated record. NCBI's taxonomy places the organism in Eukaryota, Metazoa, Chordata, Actinopteri, Gobiiformes, Gobiidae. The transcript has 4 exons.
UAAAGCAAAGACAAACACUGUGCACCUGACCCUGAAGAAGCGCCGUGCCCUUCACAACAGCAAACAUGGCGACUGCAACCAAAAUUAUUCAAAGGUUGAGAAAUUUACUAUCUGGGCAUGAUCUGCAAAGCAAACUUCAACUGCGAUAUGAGGAAAUAGCCAAGAGGACACAGUCACCACCGAAAUUACCUGUUGGUCCAAGUCACAAGUUUGCAAAUAACUACUACUACAGUAGAGACGGGCGUAGAGAAUCUGUACCCCCCACAAUCGUCAUGUCGACACAGAAGGCACUUACUUCUGGCAGUGAAGCUGCUGAAGCCCCUGCAAAGCUCCCAGUCACUCCAGGCAAAGUGUAUGUGCCACCGCCUCUGUCUACAGACCAGCCUUACCUCUGAACAGACUGGUGA